Molecule: messenger RNA, 903 nt
Organism: Verticillium dahliae VdLs.17
Lineage: Eukaryota; Fungi; Ascomycota; Sordariomycetes; Glomerellales; Plectosphaerellaceae
Exons: 1
Coding region: 1-903 (300 amino acids)
Biological process (GO): regulation of translational initiation
Cellular component (GO): cytoplasm
Molecular function (GO): protein binding
Source: RefSeq, a predicted model, not a curated record
AUGCCGUCAGACGAGCUCAGCGAUGAGAUUGAGGCUCUCAAUUCCAUAUAUGGCGACGGCACCCUGUCACCGUCAACAUCAUCAGAUGCGGUAGAUGUGUACGUGCUCGUGCUGCCGGCCGAGGACACAGAUGGCGGCGCAGCCUCUUCCGACCUCGCCGCCCGCGCCGCGUUGCGCCUGUACAUCCCGCCGUCGUAUCCGUCCUCGGAACCCCCAUCGGUGCUGGCCACCCACUCAGCCGGCGCCCACGCCAAGCCCGGCGCCGCAGCCCACGCACUGACGCUGUUUCGCGCCGCCCUCGCAGAGACGUACACGCCAGGCGAGGUAUGCCUCUUUGACGCCAUUGAAGACUUCUCCCAGCGCAUGCAGGCGUCGGCGCCGGACGCCGCCGCCCCGGCCUUGCGCACGCCGUCACCGUCCCGCUCACGCGCUACGUCGCCAGGCGCAGCAGGGGCAUCAGCAACGUGUACAGACACGCAGGCGCCGCCGCCGUGGACGCUCUCGGACCCGCUGACGGAGCUCAAGUCGACGUUUCUCGCACGGGCGGCGGCCGUGACGUCGCCGGCGCAGGCCAACGCGUACGUGGCGCACCUGCUGGCGACGGACAAGAAGGCGCGGGCGGCGACGCACAACAUUACGGCGUGGCGAGUGCGGGGCCCGCGGGGCGCGAGCUUCCAGGACUGCGACGACGAUGGCGAGAGCGCGGCCGGCGGCAGGGUGCUCAAGCUGCUGCAGAUGAUGGACGUCUGGGACGUCAUGGUUGUCGUGACGCGAUGGUAUGGCGGGCAGAAGCUGGGGCCCAGGCGGUUUGCCGUCAUAAACAUGGUGGCGAGGCAAGCGGUCGUCAGGCUCGUUGGUGAAGCUGCCGGUGGUGGAGGGGGAGGCAAGGGAGGGAAGAAGUAG